Messenger RNA from Drosophila takahashii, 4991 nucleotides. It is a transcript of the gene Ppi1, whose product is annotated as Protein phosphatase 1c interacting protein 1. The record is from RefSeq and is a predicted model, not a curated record. Lineage: Eukaryota; Metazoa; Arthropoda; Insecta; Diptera; Drosophilidae.
UACUCUCGGUCUAUGAGCCCAUCUGUGGUUGGAUUUCAAUUCAGUUCUCAGUCGCUAAACCUACAGUUCGCAAAACAAGCAUAAUGAAGUCGGGCUUCAUCGUGAUUAUUCUAGUAAUUUCCGUCCUGGAGCAAAUAUAUCUGACUGACGGCGCCAACGGAAAGACGGUACCGCGAUCUUCUCAUCUGAAUUUGAACCUGGGAGAUACAUGCAACGGCUACUGCUUUUCGAUCAUCACGCCAAUCUUCGAUAAAGUUUGUCAAGUGAAUCCAGCAAAUACUACUAAUACAAUAGAUGAACUCAACAGAAAGUUAAUUUCAACGGAAGCCACUGUUACACAACUUCAGAGUAAGCUGGCCGUUGCUGAAGGGCGGAUAAAAUCCAAUAAUGAUAUUAACAGGUUACAAAGUCAGAUGGCAUUUUUUAAUUGCCAAAGUCAAAUCAAUGGAAAAGAUAAGGAAAUUGCAGGCUUUGUCAAUAACUUAAAUAUUAGGCUAACCAUUGCGGAAGAACGACUGAAAACCAAAGAUGAACUAUUAAAUUCAAAAGUAAAUCAAAUUAAGGAUACAACUGAAAAACUUAAAACCAAAGACGAUCUUCUAAAAUUAAAAGAUAAGAAAAUUCUCGACCAGAGCGAUUCAAUAUUCUCCAUGACAGAAACUAUUAGUGACUUAAAAUGUAAGUUGAUGAAGGCAGAAGAACAAUUACGAAUUAAGGAUGAACUUAUAAAUUCAAAAGUAAUAGAACUUACUAAUGCAACUGAAAACCUUAAAAACAAAGAGGAUCUUAUAAAAUCAAAGGAUACCGAAAUCUUGGAAAAAGACAAUAAAGUGAAAAAUUUGACAACAACUAUUGGUAAGUUGCAGAGUGAAUUACGAAAUGCGGAGAACAAAAUUAAAACCAAAGAUGAGUUAGUGGAUGGCAAAAAUAAAGAAAUCAUUGAUAAAUCAAAAGAGCUGGAGCGACAAGACAAAGAAAUUAGAGAUAAAGGUGAAGAAAUUAUGAAAAUAAAGGAGGGAAUGGAAAUAAAAGAUAACCAACUUAAGGACCUAAGAGCGCAGAUUUUCGCCAAAGAUAAUCAAAUCGAUGGCCUUAACAAUCACACUAGAUCUGAUUUGGAAAAAAUAACUAAAAUGACCGAUGAACUUUUAUUGUGUCGAGGAACGGAAAGUUGUCCCAAGGGCCGGCCAAAUGGAAUUUAUAAAAUAAAUAAGCCCGGAAUAGCUAUGUUUGAAGCACCCUGCAAUUCAACUGGCUGGAUGUCAAUUCAAAGGCGUCAAGACGGCUCAGUAGACUUUAAUCGAAACUGGGAGAAUUAUAAGACUGGAUUUGGAAACAUAAGAGGAGAGUUUUUCAUAGGAUUGGAGAAGCUGUACCAGAUGACUAAGGAUAAACCCCUCGAACUGAGCAUUAAAUUUGUAAAUGAUAAGGGAGAAACUGGCUACGCUCAUUAUGAUAAUUUUCAAAUUGAAAGCGAAUUGGAAUUAUACAAGCUAAAAACACUGGGAACAUUUCGUGGGUCAUCCAACAUUACAGACCUAAUAAGAACAGAAGAAGGAAUGAUGUUCUCCACAUUUGAUCGGGACAAUGACAAUUACAAAUUUAAUUAUGAUUAUAAUUUCAGUUAUUAUGAUAAUUAUGCUUAUAAUAAUAGUUUUAAUUGCGCUAGUAUUGUCUCUGGCGGUUGGUGGUACCGUGAUUGUGGAUAUAGCCUUAAUACGGAAUACUCUUACAAUUUUAAUUGGGAAUUAUUCGGUAACCUUACCUCUUCUGAAAUGAUGAUUAAGCCGAAAUAUUACCCAGGAUGCCGUGAAUUUGGCUUCAUCUAAACUUCCUGUGGAGAUUUGUCAGCCAAACUCAUUCUCUAUUGAAAGUUCAGGUCGAUCGGUUCGGUUCGGGUCCAAGUCCCCUAUAAAUUGUUAGCUUUUAAGUGAAUUCUCGAGCGCUUUCUCAAAUUAUUUGUGCAAGAAAAUUGAUCGAACAGGAUGGAGAAGUUCCAGUGCAGGCCGGAGCCCGUGGAGCGUAAGGAGAAGCCGGUGGAGGAGCUGAUGGACUGGGAUAACUACUACAAGCACCGCGGGAUGAUCAGCACCCGACUGGCGAGCUGCAAGACGGAGUACAUGCACUGCUCCACCUACCAGGAGAAGGAGAAGGAGAAAGGCAGGGGUCAGGAGAAGGACAAAAAGGACAGGAAGGACAAGGACAAGAAGGGCUGCUGCUGCUCCUCCUGUCCGGUGCGCAACCGGGAGGGCGUCUACGAGCCGCGGUGCCCGGCUCCUGGGCAGAAGGGCAAGCCCAACAGGGACUACAUGCGCUGCUUUGCCGCCAAGCUGAUUGUCCAGAGGCUCGACAUGCCGGGCAGGGACUUUGAGUGCCGGGACCAGCUGCAGGUCAGGGCCAAUGUGUGCCGCGGCUGCAAGAUCUGCCUGGAUGCCACUAGCAUCGGGGUCAACUGUCUGCCCCUCGAUCCCCAAAAGACCUUCCAAAUGGAACCCGAGUGCCUGCAGAGGCAGCUGGCCGAGGGCAUCACCAUUUCCGUGGUCUAUCUGCGCAAGGAGAUUGCUCGCGGCUGCUACUUUCCGCCCGCCGCCGUGGUCAACCGCAUGAUCAACGAGUUCGAGGAGAUCGUCCACGAUGCCCAGGUGGAGCUGACCUGCAAGGGAUGCACCGUUGGCCUGUUGAACCUCCGCUUCGCCAUGCAGAUGCGCUGCCAGACCCUCAAAGAAGAGGACGCUCCGUUUGACGAAGGACGACGACGUUUGGCGGGCGGCCAGGAGAGGGGAAGGAGCUGCAUGGACAUGAAUGUGGAUCCCCGGGACGCCUCCUUCAUAUCCUCCUCCUCGCUGGAUCCCUGUGCGGGUUUUAUGCCCAGCGAUGUGCCAGAAGAUUCACCCGCCUGCAGCGAGGAUAGGGAUCAGGCUUUCCAAGGAUGUCAGGAUCCACCGCCCCCCCGUUUGGUGGACAUGGCGGGACCCUAUCCCGUCUACUCCUGUCCCCAAGUGGACGACUGCUGUGUGUCCUUCGAGCCUCCGGCAGGUCCUGCCACCCAGUUUUCCGCCUGCCAACGCAACAUCGUGGGCGAGGGCAAUGCCAAUCGGCUGGUCCCCAAGUAUUCGUCGCCCAAACUGCGGCAGAUGCACAUCAGCAACACGCGAGCCUGCGUCCUUUGCGGCGAGGAUGUCUCCUGGCUGCCCAAGGUGGCCGCCUGUCCCGGCUGCGGCUACAAGCCCAUUCCCGAGUUCAAGGAGCGACCCUACGACGAGGCAGCCACCGCCCAAUCGAUUCUGCUGGAUCAUCUGGAGAAUCCCGUCGAGGAGCUGAGCUUUGACCUGGGCUCCGUGGAGGGUUGUUCGGGGAAUGCGGAUCAGGGUGAUUUUAACCACACUUCGGAGGCCUUUGAGGCAAUUGUGCGGGAUUACCAGCUGCUGAGGCGCAGCAUUCGCGAAUCCAAUACCAAGGAAGCUGCCCAGAAAAAUCCCCAUAAUCAGGAGGCGGAAGACAAGCCGCAGGAUUUGGUCAAGGUGUUCGCCGAGCUGAGGGAUCUCUUCAAGGUAAAGUCGCCGCCGGAUGAGGAGCAGAAGAUCCAGGAUAUCUGCACGGAGGCCUGUAGUCUGGCCAAGGUUCACAAAAAGGGCAGGAAAAAGGCGGGAAAAUCAGAGGCCGCCGAGGAUGCCUGCGGUAAGCCACCAAAGUCGAAAAAGCGACGCUUAAAGGGCAAACGACCCUUCAAGUCCCGCUUCUACUCCAUGUAUCGCGCACCAGAGCGACCCAAGCCAAAGAAGGAUGCCCCCCAAGGCGACCAGAAGGUGCCCAGCCACAUGGGCUGGCUGUGGACCUCCCAUCCGCUGGCCAAGAAGCCCGGCUGGCGACCCGGCGCCAUUCGUCGCUCCAUUCGCGGCCUGAUGCGCUACUUCCUCAAGGACUUUCCCGUCGACUCGGUGCCCGUUUCCAAAUAUAUGUCGUAUUACAGGCACAAGAAGCCAGCCAAGGAUGAAUCCCCUCAGGAGGAUCUGCUGCAGGUGCCCACCCUGCACAUAGAGAAAAAGAACGAUGUGUAUACCAUCACCCUGCGUCCGCUGAAAGAUGCGCAGACCCUCGGGCGAUCCGCCAAUCCGUAUGUGAAAAUGAAACCCGUACAGUUUCGGAUCGUCAAGAAUCCGCUGCUGAAGGAACUGCGCGAUCUGAAGCGCUGCCUCAAAAACAUGGGCUUCAGCAAGUGCUCCUGCCACAAGCCGCUGAUGAGCUGCUAUUGCCGCAGUUUUGUGGACAAGAAGCGGCUGGUGUAUCAUGUGCGGAAGGAGUGCGAGCGUCGAAAGAUCGCUUCCUGCGAGGAUGAGUUGGUUCUCACGGAUACCUCGGAUAGCGAGGCGGAAUUCGAUUUUGGGGUUACCCCGCCGGCGGGUCUAAUGCAUCCGGAGCGGAUGAAGAGCUCCCAUGUGAAGCACAGCGAGACGCAGUACGAUGAAAGUGACUGGGUGAUGCCCAGUCUAUAUCCCCACAUGCCCGAUUGGAAGGUUCAGUACGAGAGCUGUGCGAUGGGCGAGCGGCAGAAGCCGUUCAACUGGAUCUACGGCAAGGGCGUAAUCCAGGCGGAGCCCAAGCCGCCCAAGAUGCGGAACAUCCCGAAGAAGCCGAAGAAAAAGAAGCCAAUUCCGGGGCGAGUGACGGGUGGUUUUGAAGCUGGCGAACAGGACUACCAGGACUCGAGUGUCUACAAUCGGCUGAACAACCAGGCUACUCGGAAUCAUCCUCGGGUCAUAGCCAAUUUUGCUCCUCCGGAUUAUAGCACCGAUUCGGAGCUCCCGCUGAGUGGCAACCACAUGAGGCUGCUGGAUCGGGCCGCCUAUCCACCCACUGCCCCCCAGCGGAAGGAACCCUGGUCCAGGGAGAUGGCCAAGGAGAGGCAGAGGCUGAAGGUCAAGCGGAGGACCAAGAAGCUGGUGCGCUUCGAUCCCACCAUCGGUCCUCAUUCCUCCGACAGUUGUAUAUAG